UCCCCCCAAAUCACUUCCACCCAACUCACCACCCCAAAUCCUCCUCUCCCCUCCCAUUUAUCCUCCUCCCCCACAACAUCUCCCUUGACUUCCACCACUCCAAAUCCUCGUAUCUUUCAUAGUAUGUCCACAUUCCUUUUCCCCCCACACCAGUCUUAACCUCAACCACAAGCCAAAAGCCUUCAUCAGCCAUGGCCUCCACUCUCCUCUCCACACCCACCUUCACUGGCCUCCGCCCUCUCAAGCCCGCCGACUCACGCUCCCUCUCCUUCCCCAGGAGCGCCAGCCUCGCUCUCUCCGCCAGGCCGCCGCUCCGGUCCACCACCAGACCCGGUCUAGCAGUGAAGGCCGAGCUGAACCCAUCCCUGGUGAUCAGCCUCAGCACCGGUUUGUCCCUCUUCUUGGGCCGGUUCGUGUUCUUUAACUUCCAGAGGGAGAACGUGGCCAAGCAAGGGCUCCCGGAGCAGAACGGGAUGAUCCACUACGAGGCCGGCGACACCCUGGCCAAGGAGUACGUGGGUCUCCUCAAGUCCAACGACCCGGUCGGGUUCAACAUAGUCGACGUCCUUGCAUGGGGUUCCAUCGGACACAUCGUCGCUUACUACAUCCUCGCCACCUCCAGCAACGGCUAUGAUCCCAGGUUCUUCUGAGUUUUUAUCUUAAGGGGUUUUGGAGUAAAAUUUUUUUGAUGGUCUGCUGGAUUUUAUGA
Molecule: messenger RNA, 709 nt
Organism: Elaeis guineensis (African oil palm)
Lineage: Eukaryota; Viridiplantae; Streptophyta; Magnoliopsida; Arecales; Arecaceae
Product: photosystem I reaction center subunit V, chloroplastic
Biological process (GO): photosynthesis
Cellular component (GO): photosystem I; chloroplast thylakoid membrane
Source: RefSeq, a predicted model, not a curated record